AUGCUCUUAUGCAAAAUGUGUUUUCCAGAUCCAUGUCUGGCAUUACUAAUACGUUCUUGAAAAAGUAUUUGCAUCCUCAAAAGAAGGUUUUCUACCUAGGAAGUAAAAAUGGAUUUGCAGUUUAUUAAGGAAACAGUUUUACUCUCCAUGGCUAUGGUUGGCAUUCUGGGGAAUGUGUCUGUUUCUGUGAAUUACAUGUUCAGUUGGUGGGGAAGCCCUGAGAAGAAAGCUGUACACCUUAUCCUCACUCACCUGGCUUUUACAAACAUCAUACUUCUGCUUACAAAAGGAUUGCAAAAGACAAUAACAGUUUUUGGUUUGAGAAACUUCCUGGAUGAUAAAGGAUGUAAGAUCAUUGUUUACCUGGAAAGGGUGGCCCGUGGUCUCUCCAUCUGCACCAGCAGUCUCCUCACUGUGGUCCAGGCCAUCAUCAUCAGUCCCAGAGCAUCUGGGUGGAGGAGGCUCAGACCAAAGUCUGCAUGGCACAUCCUUCCAUUCUUCACAUUCUUUUGGAUAUCCAAUGCUUUGAUAAGUACAAACCUAAUCCAUUCCAUCAGAAGUACAAGCCUGAAUAUGUCACAGCUUAAGAACGGUGACAACUAUUGCUAUUUUACACUAGAAAGUCAGAAAAUAAAACGGAUUGUUCUCCCUCUCAUGGUUCUGAGAGAUGCAGUGUUUCAGGGUGCCAUGGGAGGGGCCAGUGGCUACAUGGUAUUUCUCCUCCACAAGCACCACCAGCAUGUCCUCUACCUGCAGAACUCCAAGCUUCUCUACAGAACUCCCCCUGAGCUGAGAGCUGCCCAGAGUGUCCUCCUUCUGAUGCUCUGUUUUGUUUUCUUCUCCUGCACAGAUUGUGCCUUUUCUCUGUUUCUAAGUCUCUCUUUAGGGGACUGUUUGUUGAUGGUAAAUAUUCUUGAAUUUGUGACCCCUGUUUAUGCGAUUUUCAGCCCCUUUGUGCUAAUUCACAGGGAUGGUCUUCUGAGUGAAUGUUGCCAUGCACGCUGGAGAUGA
This is a messenger RNA of Apodemus sylvaticus (European woodmouse), 1011 nucleotides long. Its product is annotated as vomeronasal type-1 receptor 3-like. Gene Ontology annotation, cellular component: membrane. Bases 109 to 1011 code for a protein of 300 amino acids. The transcript has 2 exons. Gene Ontology annotation, molecular function: pheromone receptor activity. Gene Ontology annotation, biological process: G protein-coupled receptor signaling pathway. NCBI's taxonomy places the organism in Eukaryota, Metazoa, Chordata, Mammalia, Rodentia, Muridae. The record is from RefSeq and is a predicted model, not a curated record.